This is a messenger RNA of Physella acuta, 435 nucleotides long. Its product is annotated as arsenite methyltransferase-like. The record is from RefSeq and is a predicted model, not a curated record. Gene Ontology annotation, molecular function: methyltransferase activity. Lineage: Eukaryota; Metazoa; Mollusca; Gastropoda; Physidae.
AUGAGCGGGAACAAGUCUCAGCAACUAGUACAGGAGAUGUACAAGAACUUAAUUGAGAACAUGGCUAUGGACGCGAGAUUGAAUGAUGAGUUUAUGCCGCCCUACGCUGCUGAAAUCCUGGCAAAGAUCAGUCCACGCUCUAGGAAAACAUAUGACGGUUCAGCUAUUUUCAUCCCCGAUGCCAUCGAGGGCGCCCGUGUGCUGGACAUUGGCUGUGGAGGUGGAAGUCUGUCUUUUGUUUUGUCCAAGCUCGUUGGUCCAGCUGGAUACGUUGUUGGAGUCGAUCUUUCUGAAAAAUUCAUACAACUGUGCCAAGAAGAGACAGCCUACCACAUGAAAGAAUGGGGCUACAGUAAACCCAACUGUGAAUUUAUAUGCUCGGAUGUUAAGAGGUUACUCGACCUUCAACUUGAGCCCUUUGAUGUGAUCGUGUAA